AUGCCUUUUGGUCGAAAAAAUGCCCCGCAGAUUUAUCAACACCUCGUAGACAACGCGCUGUAUGGAUUUCUGAAAAUCUCGCGAUCAGGCGACGCCGAGACUACAACGGACGUUUUCCAGACAGGGAUCGCGGACGAUCCUGAUCUGUGGCAAAGAGCUUCUGGGGCAUGGACAGGGUUAGGAUAUCUGAGACACCGAGUGUCGAUCGGAGGUUUGGAAGCGAACCUGAAAAACCUGAAAUCUUUGACCGAUCUGCCGUUCCCCGGAUCACUGCGAUCCAUGCAGUCGUUCCUAGGCAGUCUGAACUACUACAGCCGAUUCGUCGAAGACUACGCUAUCUACGCUUCGGUGCUCUAUGAACUGCGCGAGGUGGAGUUUGCAGAACUGGAGAAACGAUCGGAUCUGAGGAAGAUCAUGGACCAGAACGACCCGAUUGCUCGAGAUCACGGCCCACCGGAAUUGCCGUUGGCAGAGCCAUUGGAUGAAAGGUGGAUCAGGGUGCAUAGGGCCUUCAUCACCCUGAAAACCAAGAUCGCGACUACCCCAAUUCUCCGCCACUUCGGCGAGAUGAGAACGCCGGUAGUUAUCGUAUAUGCCAGUGAUUGGGCGAUAUCCGCUUCGUUGACGCAAGAACACGACGGGAUUUACCAUCCGGUUGCGUUCGCCAGUCGCACCUUGAAGACGAAUGAGUUGAAUUACAAUGUGACCGAAAAGGAGGUGUUGGCAUUGCUGAGGAUCUUGGUUCUCUACUACAAUUUACUGAUGGGACGCGAGAUCCGGGUCCUAACGAGGCAUUCCAUGUUAGCCUGGCUGUUAAAGUCGACGGGGUUACAGGGCCACCUAGGGCAAUGGUCAGCCCUCCUGGCCCCGUGGACUCUCGAGAUCACGAAGUGCACGAAGGGCGAAGACGAGAUACUGGGGGGCGACGCCGCCUGCAUCACGCCGUGUUGGGAAUCCACGAUUGACUAUUACUCCGUUCCCUCACUCCAACAAUUGUUGACUCCAAGAGCCAACGAGAACGGGAUCGAAUAUAUCUCGAUAGUCCCUGAGUCGAUCCCUUCCUGGCUAGCGUUGACUCAGUUCCAAUUGUGA
Molecule: messenger RNA, 1092 nt
Organism: Phytophthora megakarya
Lineage: Eukaryota; Oomycota; Peronosporomycetes; Peronosporales; Peronosporaceae
Source: the annotation of a GenBank genome assembly